Molecule: messenger RNA, 1479 nt
Organism: Laccaria bicolor S238N-H82
Lineage: Eukaryota; Fungi; Basidiomycota; Agaricomycetes; Agaricales; Hydnangiaceae
Exons: 1
Coding region: 1-1479 (492 amino acids)
Source: RefSeq, a predicted model, not a curated record
AUGCCAGAACAUCUUGAUCACUCUGAGAAUGCCAAGACAAAGACAAGUUUACUCCUACAAAUCGCCGCUUUAGAAUCGGAAAUAGCGCAGACGCAGGCCGUUCUUCUUAAACAACAAGAGGAGCGCCGACGAUUGCACUCACAAUUAAACUCUCUAUCCCCAAUCAAUCAACUUCCAGCAGAGAUAAAGACGGAGAUAUUCCACAGAACCGUGUGCCUGCUAGCUAGCAGCAAGGAAACUGACGACGGGGAAACUCCUUUUUUUCUAGGCAAAAUUUGCCGGAGUUUCAGAUAUUUCGUUUGGUCGACCCCAAUUCUUUGGACUACUAUACGUCUCUGCCUACCAAAAGCUUCCUACGAGGCUCAAACCGAUCUUCUUCGAGACUGGCUUUCUAGAACUGCAAAUCAUCCCAUCUCCAUUUCUCUUGACACAGUGAUCUCCCAUCCUCCGGUUGAACUUCUAGCUUUACUUGCAUCCGUCUCGCCGCAAUGGAAAGAAGUACGAUUCUCAAACCCUUACAUUACAAAUCGAUGUUUUGAUGCCAGUCCCGGUAUCGAAAACUCACUACGCCUUCUUACCGCUGCGACUGUUUAUUUAACAUUCGGACGAAAGUUAGAUUUAUCAAUGGCCCCACAACUCUCAGUCCUUCAUCUAAAAGACUUCUGCUUGUCCAAUGUGCUAGCCCCGUGGCAUCAAUUACGGGAGUUGUCUAUAGAGCCCUGUGCCAUGGACGAGAUCCGUCUAAUUCUUUCCAAUGCUCCUCAGAUAAUUUGCUGCACCUUCAAACAAAUUGAUUCAGAGGUGUCGGAGGAUCUGUUGGAUAUAGACUUACUCUAUCAGCCAUUUUCUGUGCUGGAACGUCUGGAAUAUCUCGAGCUUGACUUCGCUUGGCUCGACUUUGAAUGGAGUUGGUUUUUGGAGCAAGUCAAAUUUCCCUCUUUACGUGAGGUCUCCCUCGCCGGUCCAUGUGACUCCACGACUGAAGAGACCUUCCUCCUCCAAGUCGUGAAACCAUUUCGUUUCUCGAAACUCUUGGAAAAAUUUACUUUGCAUAACACAAAUAAGCCCUCAAAUAACCGCUUUUUGACUCAAGUUCUCGAAAAUAUCCCAUCGGUCAAAGUCUUAUCCCUGGACUUCCGCAAAGGGUCUUCAGGCGACCAAUUUUUCAGCGAAGAACUCCUCCAGCGGCUCUACUCUCCCCAUGCAGAUAUUCUCCUUCCGAACCUGCAACACUUCUCGUACCGCGGACCCACUUCACUCACUGAACACAUGCAUCUCUUCCGAGAUGUUCUUGUGUACAGAUUCCGACAGUGCAAUUUGCGUUUCGUCGGAGUGGACUCUGAACAAGGGGCUGUAUCUCGCAUCCGAUCGGUGAAUGUGAUGAGUUUCUCUCACUUCGCUAUCAAUCCGGAGAUACAAGAGGAACUGGACAGCCUUAGACGCGACGGCCUUGACCUUUCCAUAACCCAUCAUACCUAA